Molecule: messenger RNA, 6660 nt
Organism: Biomphalaria glabrata
Lineage: Eukaryota; Metazoa; Mollusca; Gastropoda; Planorbidae
Product: DNA ligase 1-like
Exons: 6
Coding region: 277-2367 (696 amino acids)
Source: RefSeq, a predicted model, not a curated record
UUAUAUUAUGAAUGUUCGUCCCGUGUGGAUGUCUCCAACGUUGUCAAUUUCCUUCUGAGUGUUCAAUUAAUAGUUGGAUCUGUUGUGAUAGCAUUGUUUUAAAACAUUCGCAUAGCUUGUUUGGAUUGUUACCCGAUUGAGAAAACUUGAAUGGAACUUUAAUUAGUUUUAUUUUAAUAUAAACAAUGAAAAUUUGACAUUUUUUUUUAACGAAGACAUUAUUGCGAUAUCAUAGACCUGAUCAAAUUCGUGGAUUUGUAAUAAUUUCUUAAGGCCAUGGCUUCUACUAACAAAAGUGUAACUAGAGGACCAUUAACACGGAAAAAUAGCAAAGAGAUCGACCCAUGGUGUUUGACCUGCAGUGCAAAUCUUCGUGUCGACGGUGUGUCGUAUGUGUCCCUAUCCAGGCAUAAGACAGCUGAUCUUUGUGACACAUUUACCCGUGUGUUGGGGGCGGAGUUUUCGGAGAGCUACGCCUCAGUCAAUGUGUGCAACAGAUGCGAGAGACAGUUGCGUCGCCUUGGCCGUUACAACAGUAUCAUCCUUGCCAGGAACGAAGGGAGAAAACUUAGAGAUAAUUUGGAGAAAAACCUGGCCAAAUAUGGUCAGACGGUUGUUGUCAGCGGAGACGACUUCUCUGUCUCACCUCCUAAACCUUCCAUCAGCUCCGUCGCCAACACUUCUGUUCUUCUAAAGAGAGGAAAAAGUGCUGAUCUCACCGCUGGCAGGAAAACGUUUGUAGAUCUAUCCACUAGACCAUCGAGUGUCGGUUAUGAAAAUGUCAGCAGUGCAGCAGACAAAAAUGUAGACCAAAAUGGAAGAAGCAUUGGCGGAUUUAGAAAACCACCAGGCCACAGCCCAAGCUUAGAUUUCAAGAAAAAGUCUCUGAUACCUCAGUACAUAGAGGAAGAGAAACGUUGGGAAAGCAGGCGUCGUAACUGGUCCAAGUCUCCAUCCACCAGCGAAGAAAGUAAUUUGUCUUUUGAGAAGGCUAAAGUCGACCAGAAGACACUCACGAAAAACUCUUCCCUUCGCCAAGAUAGUCGUCCAGACACGGUUCGUGAUAACCACAAGGGCAAUGAACAAGAACCUCUAAGUCGAAUUGACUCAGUAACAGAAGAAAUGGAGACAAGUGACAAAGCUGCUCUUGUGGUUCAAGACUCUUCCGAACAAUUUCUCCAAGAAGAAACAAAUAAAAAGAAGAGCAAGCUAGGUUUCGGAUUUAAACCUUCUAAGAACGGUGAGUCAAAAACGUCCCCAGUACAGAGUCCUACUUCAGACACGGGAGAAAAGAAAGCGAAUAAACUGGAAGAUGGCGAAAAGCAACGCCCAGGUCGAGUUAACCCUUUUACAACAGAGGCAGAAAGGGUGAGAACGGCGGAUAGUUUCGAGUCUGCAUUAAGUUUCGAAGAUGACGUUUUCGUCAAGGAUAUAAUAGACCUGGAUGAAAGCUCAGGACCUCUGAAGGACAAUCUUUCUACAGGUCAUGCUUCUGUAAAGACAAUAGACAGCGAACAGAUCCGCGCUGACCUCAUGAGCGAUCUGGACAGACAUAACUUUCGGGAUUUUUCCAGAGCCAGCUCCACUUCCAUCGACACCUCUGAAGCAGAGGUGGACCCAAGCGACUACAACGCUGACAACAGGAGCAGCUUGUCUGAGGUGGAGGAGAGAAUCAACAUCAAAUCUCAGUUCAAAGGCGUCUACUACAACAUCGGCAGCACAGAGGAUCUUCUCCAGGAGUUUGAAAGCGAGCUGGCAGCGGACAGGGCAAGAGUAUGCAAGCUGACCCCUGUCUCGAGCAUAGACAGAGAAGAAGUCCAGGAGAAGCAGCAAGAUGCCGCCAAAGAAACGGAGAUUAAAAAAGGUAAAACCAAUCAUGAAAAUGAUCCUCUAAUUGAUGACCAGGAAGAAACCAAAGAAAACGAGGACGACAAGCCAGAUCUGACUGACCUGGAAGAACCAUUCUUUGAAAAAAGUCACAGUGUUGAAGAUGACCUACUUAGAAAGGAGAUAGUAAAAGAAAAGUCAGAAACUGAAGAGCUUCAAGACAAGAUGGUAGAGCUUGAUCAAGAAGAUGGUUCACUGGAUCAAGUUCAGGAGAAGUCUGAAGUCACAGAACUCCAACAGAAUGGGGUUCUAACAGAUCCAUUACAAAAUGAGCCAGUGGAAGAUGAAUUUACAAAGAGCAAUACGAAGGCUAUAGACAACGAACCGCUGGAGGACUAUCAGGCUGUUUCUUCAGAAGGGGUGCCCAUAACCAAAAAGUCUGAAAAAUCUCCACUGAUCAGCGCAGACCUAAAGGUCAAAGGUGGAAGGGACAAAUUCAAGGAUCAAGAGCCUGGCUUGCUGUGCUGUACCAUACUUUGAAUCUUAUGCUCUUGAUUAUGUUGUUUCAGGAUGAAGAUAGAUCUAGCUAGUGAGUUGCCUGAUCUUUUCGAUGGAAACAGUAACAUUGUAACUUUCGUUAUUGAAUAUAUUUCUAUGCUGUAUGAUGAUGACAGUUAAUAUAGUAUCAUACUUUUCUGUUUAAACGAAGAAGUGUUUUUUUUUUACUAAAGUUAUCAAUUACCGUAAAGAGCAUAAGCAAUGCUAAUAUUAUUAAAUGAUUAACAUAGGCAACACUAACUAUUACUGAAAGUCAUGUAACAAGGUUAUUAAAAAAAUGUCAUGGAAGUGACUCACUUUGGCAGAAAUGAUUUCGUUUAAACAGGAAAUGUAAAUGACAUUUUUUAAUGUUAACUGUCGAAGUGCCUAAAUAAAUGCCUAAUAGUAAAGCUUGCCCUCUGCCUGGACAUUGCCUAUAACUUCAUGAACAUGUUCACGCCUUAUGCAUGAUUGUUUUGUUUUUCUUUUUGCUGUGAUCAUUCACCAUUUUCUUGGGGGAGUUGAAAUCACUUGUUUGUAUUUCACUAGUUUGUUUGUGUAUUACUUUGUCUUUUGUCUUUUGACUUGCAGUAACAAUAAGAACUAUUUAGACUUGUUUAAUUACUGUAAGACUGAGCAACGGUCAGACUUGAGUCCGGUCAGAAUCAGAUUUAACUAAACAAGCAGCAAAGUAUGCUACAAUUAGUGCAUGUAAAAGCAUCUGUUGUAGGGUUAGCUGCCAGGGUAGCUCUCUGGAGCAGCAAAAUUUGCUACAAUUAGUGCAUGUAAAAGCAUCUGUUGUAGGGUUAGCUGACAGAGCAGCUCUCUGGAGCAGCAAAGUUUGCCACAGUUAGUGCAUUUGAAAGCAUCUGUUAUAGGGUUAGCCUACAGGGCAUCUCACUGGAGCAGCAAAGUUUGCCACAGUUAGUGCAUUUGAAAGCAUCUGUUAUAGGGUUAGCUGACAGGGCAUCUCUCUGGAGCAGCAAAGUUUGCCACAGUUAAUGCAUUUGAAAGCAUCUGUUGUUAGGGUUAGCUGACAGGGCAUCUCUCUGGAGCAGCAAAGUUUGCGACAGUUAGUGCAUUUGAAAGCAUCUGUUGUUAGAACUAGCUUACAGGGCAUCUCUCUGGAGCAGCCAAGUUUGCCACAGUUAGUGCAUUUGAAAGCAUCUGUUGUAGGGUUAGCUGACAGGGCUUCUCUCUGGAGCAGCCAAGUUUGCCACAGUUAGUGCAUUUGAAAGCAUCUAUUGUUAGGGUUAGCUGACAGGGCAUGUCUCUGGAGCAGCAAAGUUUGCCACAGUUAGUGCAUUUGAAAGCAACUGUUGUUAGGGUUAGCUGACAGGGCAGCUCUCUGGAGCAGCAAAGUUUGCCACAGUUAGUGCAUUUGAAAGCAUCUGUUGUUAGGGUUAGCUGACAGGGCAUCUCUCUUUCUCAUUCUUUUGUCUUCAGCCCUUCUUUCAUACCAGCACGUUCAGUCUGUCUCCAUGCUGUCCGAUUUUGUGAGAUUAGCUCCCACAUAUUUUCUUUCAUGCCUCUAGCCUUAAGUUCUUGAUUGCAGACAUCUCUGUAGGUUAAUCUAGGGCGUCCAUCGGGUCAGGCUCCUACCUCCAGCUCAACAUUGAGUACGGUUUUAGAAUUCUUCUUUCUGGCAGGAGGGUAGUCUUCUCUGUGUCAAACGAGCAUGGAUACUAUGUGUGCUGGCCAGUUUAAAAACGUACAGUCCGUCUUUGUUCUUUCUUUUGUUCUUUUGUCUAUCUAUCUAUCUAUCUAUCUAUCUAUCUAUCUAUCUAUCUAUCUAUCUAUCUAUCUAUCGAUCUAUCUAUCUAUCUAUCGAUCUAUCUAUCUAUCUAUCUAUCUAUCUAUCUAUCUAUCUAUAUAUCUAUCUAUCUAUCUAUCUAUCUAUCUAUCUAUCUAUCUUACUAUCUGUAUUAUCUAUCUAUCUAUCUUACUAUCUGUUUAUCUAUCUAUCUAUCUAUCUAUCUAUCUAUCUAUCUAUCUAUCUAUCUAUCUAUCUAUCUAUCUAUCUAUAUAUCUAUCUAUUCCUCGCUCUCUCUCUCUCUCUCUCAUGUAUGCACAAUACGUUUUCACACAGACAUCGACUGACGACUUUAUGAAUUAAUUAUUAAUUGUAAAUACUAAAUACUCAAUUUAAUAAUUACUUUUAACACUGUAAAUUUGUAGCCUAUAUAAUAUAAUCAAUUUAAUACUAUCAUCUCUUUUGUAGCCACUAUGCAAACGUUCAUGGUUAAUUAGAUACACUUUUAAAUAAUCCGCUACAUUUCAUUCUAUACAUGUGAAUUCUGUUCUAUACAUGUGUUCCAUGUUUGAAAAUUGUAAUGCAUUCUUGACAAUAGGACAUUUAGACAUUUAUUCAUUGUAUUCUUUUCUAUUUUCAAGUUUCAUACUGUAGUGAAUACAAAGCUUGAGUCUGCUCCCUUUCAAAACAUGAAGAAAAUUUUUUUUUUCUGGGGAGAGUUUUGUUAUUUUUUCGCGCCGAAAUAAAAUCUUGUUUACUUAUCAUUUUAACAUUGAAGCUGCCUGAUCGUGUCGUUAGCACAUUGGAAUGCCAUCAAAACGUACCGAGUUUGAACCCUGCCUUUCUAAACAUGUUUGACAAGGCUUUCAUUUCUGAAGGAUCUUCGAAACAGUCAAAACAUAAACUGUUGCGGCAUCUAUUAUGGGAUGCUGAGGAUAUAUAUUGUAAAGAGAUCACCUUUACCUACUACAAAUAACAUGCAACAACAGUGGCAACUUUGAAGUGAGAAAAGCUGCCGUUUGCUGAAGGAAACAUUUUUUUUAGUGUUCAUAACAUGUUUAAUUAGGUUAAGACACAGGAAACCUAAUUUGCUACAAAAUAGAAAAAAAAUUCUUUUUUAAAAUCAAUGACACUAUUCAAUGAUGUUAUAAUUUAAAUUAAAUAAAUACAAACAGUAAUAUAUUUAUAAAAAAAGGUUUUCCAUGUACAAGUCAUUUAGGGAAACAUUGCAUUUCCAAGUCAAAUAGAGAACAAAACACUUAUCAACUUAAGUUACUUGAAAGGCUUUUAAGUCGCUAUGAUUUCAUAGGCAUUAUUUAAUUAGUCAAUUUCAAUUCAUACUUAUUUAAUUUAUGGCAAAUGAAUUUUUAAGUAUCAUUCGAAUCUCCUCCGAGUCUAGAAAUUCGUUAGUGGUUCUCAAACCUGUAGAACUGUAAUGAGCGGUACAUGUAGCACACAUCAACUUUCAUACUUCACAAAUCUGUCCCUCUGGUGUUCUUGGAACAGUUCCUGCUUUACAUAUUUCUGUUAACCUAGAUCUAAACAAUUGUGAUACCUUACGUGUGAUAGCACUUUGUGCUAAGUGUUUACUUUCUAGUUGACCUGUACAUACAAUAAUACCCGACUUAUUUUAUUUUGGAUUUUAUACAAUAUGUGGUACCCAUCUUUUUUUUGAAAUCUAUUUCUGCGUCUAUGUUUUAAUUGAACAAAUAUUAGUGACGCUAUUACAUGACUUGUAAGAGCUGUGUGUUCGUAUUAUAUUCAUUUAUUCUCUUUAGGUUCCAGAUUUUAGGCUACAAACAAGAAAUAUAAUAAUGUGGUCAAUUAGAAGAAGAGUAAAAUAUAAUGACGUUGUAUUUUAGUUUGUUUCAUAAACUUUAGAAGAGUUUAGAUUUAAUUUGUAUGGGCAUAAGAAAAGAUGGCAAUGCUCUUUGUUUUGUUGUGAUGUAAUACAUAUCUCUAAGGGUAAUAUAAAAACAAAUGACAUUAUUUGAAUAAAAUGCUUUUAAAAGUUAAGUGUUUAAAGUCAGUGUUUAACACUCGGCUGUGUUCUAUACUGUACAAGAUAAACACCAGUUUUAAAGCUAUGAACCGCUACAAUUGUAAUGCUCCUGAAUGUACAAUGACCUUUGUAUCUUCAUCGCUUCAUGAUUAUUUACAAACUUUUAUUUUUAAAAAGUUUUAUGUAAAAGGUAACAUGUCUUCCAGUCUAUAGAGAUACUACAUGACAUGCAUUAUUUUUUUAUUACAUAUUUUAGAAAUACUUCUGGAUGUUUCACUGUAUUAAAGUAUUUAAGUACUAUAUGUACAUGUUUUACAUCUUUGUGCGUUUAAAGAUUCUGACUUCCCCAUUAGUGCUAGUCAUUCUGCCUUGUCGCGAUAAUUCAUCUUUUAAUGAAGCAAUUUCUCUAAUUGUGUAGUUCCUUUUAGAAAAUGUAUAGUAGUUUCUUUAUUUCCUCUACUGAUAGAAUAGUAUGAAAUUUUAGCUCUGUUCUUUAUGUUUUUCUGUCUCUGAGUUCAUUCAAUAAACACAUAAGAAUAUU